Messenger RNA from Cantharellus anzutake, 951 nucleotides. RefSeq names its product kinase-like domain-containing protein. Gene Ontology annotation, cellular component: cytoplasm. Gene Ontology annotation, molecular function: protein tyrosine kinase activity; protein serine/threonine kinase activity; ATP binding. Bases 1 to 951 code for a protein of 316 amino acids. The transcript is spliced from 6 exons. Gene Ontology annotation, biological process: intracellular signal transduction; protein phosphorylation; regulation of MAPK cascade. Lineage: Eukaryota; Fungi; Basidiomycota; Agaricomycetes; Cantharellales; Hydnaceae. The record is from RefSeq and is a predicted model, not a curated record.
AUGGAGAAUCGCUUCAAACCUCUUCUUCCCUAUCUUUCGAUCGCUAGCCCCCUUAGCCGUUUCAGUGAUCUGACACAAGUAGCGGAGGGGCAGUACGGCCCUGUGUUUGCUGCUCGUGCUAGCGAAGGGGAUGGAAUCUCAGGAUCGUCAAUGUCGACAAAUGGGACAUCACGUCUAAACACCCUCGUGGCUGUUAAGCUAAUUCACGUAAACAAAGAGGAUUCUCCAAAGGUGCACGCAUUAGCGCAAGAGGUCUCUAUCAUGAGUAAAGUUCGUCACGAGCACGUUUUGACGACUGCAGGGCUAUUCGUGCAAGACAACACAUUAUGGGUGGAAAUGGAACUUAUGGAGAGAUCGCUCGCGGAUAUGCUACCGUUGGUUGGGGAGGGUCUGAUUUUUCAGGAAGCUGAGGUGGCACGUUUUGCCAGCGAUGUUCUCAGUGCCUUAUCUUACCUAGAAACUCUUAAUAUUGCUCACCGUGAUGUACGUUCCGAUAAUUUAUUAAUAUCAAGAAGCGGAAUUGUUAAGCUAGCCGACUUCUCUCACGCGACCUUAACAAAACCGGGCGAGUUGUGCAACACAAUUGUCCCCGUACCGCCGUAUUGGAUGGCUCCUGAGAUGCGGUCUGACCGCCCUUAUAACGCUCACCUUGCGGAUGUGUGGUCUGUGGGUGCCACAAUUUGGGAGGUUAUUGAAGGUACUCCGCCUUUCUUUAACGUUGAGGAUCCGCGCCAGCUUGGGGACAGAUGGCCCGCUUUGAAACGUAGCAGCGAGCUUUCCCCUUCACUUCAUCAAUUUUUAAGGCUAUGUUCAGAGGCGGACGAUUGGCGGCCCCGCGCCCAUGAACUUCUGGAGACUUCAUUUGUACGCGGCGCUUGCGCGCGGAACGACAUCGUAACUUUGCUUGCGGAGGUUCGACUCAUGGAGGAUGGAUUUAACGGUCAAUGCUAA